AUGCGAAGGUGGAAAAACAGGAAACGAAAUGCCCCUACACAACAAGGGAACACAGCACAGACGAAGAAUUCUACCACCACCAACCAACGGCCGAAUGAUUCUGUUACCCAGCUGCAGAAGGGCUCUGUCAGCAAGCUGCAGAAGGGUUCUGUCAGCAAGUUGAAGAAGGGUUCUGUCAACACCAAGGAGUCUGUGAGUCUUCCGCAAGUAGAAUCUUUAGAACAUGAUCUCACGUCGGGACCAUCCCAGCCCAACAAGGCGCCAGUAUCGAACCCACCGAAAGGAAUGGUGUUGUCAGAGCCACCAGAGUUGCAAUUGAAACUUAGCACGCUGCUGGAGGUAUCUCAUCCAAAUGUUGUACUCCCAUCGUCCGACGCUCUUCACUCCGAGCACGUGCUCGUGGCAAUGGCCGCACUGUGGAAGAAGAAACAACUGAACGACGUGGUGCUGGCCAUUGGACCACACCGGAUUGGAACCCAUAAACUAAUCCUUGCCGCUUGCAGUGGAUACUUUCUGGAACUCUUUACGAAGGACGGAGUUGGAGACAGCGAUGACGAGUUCCUGUACACGCUUCAUGGUAUCUCCUUCGAGACUCUCAAACUGCUCCUGGAGGCGAUGUACACGGGUCACUUCUCCGUAGACUCUUCUCGACUCGAGGAGAUACUCUCGGCAGCCGUCUAUCUCAAACUGUCCUUUGCACUCAAAAUUUGUAGCGAUUUCAUGAUCGGAAGCUUGAAUACGCACACCUGCUUGAGAACUUUAGGGUUGGCUACUGUAUUCGGCUUGACGCGAGUGAUUGAUAAAGCAUUUGAAAUGGCGUCCAGAAAUUUCUCCCUGGUUGCUGAUACUCCGGAUUUCUUGGAGUUACCAGAGAAGACUCUGAUGACUCUUAUAUCCCGGGAUGACUUGGUCGUGGACACCGAGCUGAGUGUCUUCCAAGCAAUGCUACGUUGGAUUGACGUUUACCGUGAGGUACGGCUGGACCACGCUUCCCUGCUCCUUGAGAAUGUCCGUCUCCCGAUGAUCAAGCCUCCGGACCUCGUGGACCACGUGGAAAGCGUUGAGUACCUCAUGAGACUCCCCGAAUGUGAGGCUCUGGUGAAGGAGGCACUUCACUAUUACUGCUUGCCUCUACGGCAGAGCAUUAUGCAGUCUAAGCGGACUACUCCUCGGUCUACAGUACACCUUACCACCAUGGUGGCGCUGGGUGGACAUCCUCGUCUGGCUAAACAACCAGUGGGGAAUGUCUUGAUGUACUACAACUCCAACACAAAUGAAUGGAGAAUGCUUUCCAAAAUGAUUCACCCGAGACAUCAUCAUGCUGCUGCCGUCCUGGGCGGAUUUCUGUACGUUGCUGGUGGGAGGGAGGUUCUUAACAGCCCAGACGCCCCGUUGAAAUCAGGUCAUAGAUACGACCCACGUACGGACUCGUGGAUUCAAAUUGCAGACAUGCGCAACGCGAGGGAGAGCUUCCAGAUGGGAGUGGUGGAUGGAAUGAUCUAUGCUGUUGGAGGACGUAUGAAUAGCGAUUCGUCAUUGGCUGCCGUGGAGAGAUACAACCCAAACACCGACCAAUGGGAAGACAGGGCACCACUUUCAACUCCUAGACGAUGUGUUGCUGUCGCUGUGCAUGAUGGAAAGUUGUAUGCCGUGGGUGGAUCAGGAAACAAGAAAAUAUCCAAUAAGGUUGAGGUUUACUUGCCCCGCUCCGACACAUGGAAGACGAAAAAAGACUUGAAGUCACCACGAUUCUUCUCCCACUUGUCAUCCGUUGGGGAUUACCUCUACCUGGCUGGCGGUGCCGAAGUCGACCCUACCGGGGGAGGAGUUCGGUGUGUCCCGCAUAUCCAACGCUACGACCCUGUCAAGGACACGUGGACCAAACUGAGAGCUAUGAGGCAGCCCCGGGCCGAGGCGGCAAGCUGCGUAGUGGGUACCCGCAUCUACGUCAUAGGGGGGUAUUGCUGGGACAAGAAAUCCUGGCUUCGGUCUGCCGAGUGUUACGAUGUAGAGGCGGACGAAUGGACAGACGUUGAGGAUUGCACAAACGCUUACACUGGAAUGGCUUGCUGCUGUUUAACACUUCAUAAACUUCCCUGA
Molecule: messenger RNA, 2100 nt
Organism: Asterias rubens (European starfish)
Lineage: Eukaryota; Metazoa; Echinodermata; Asteroidea; Forcipulatida; Asteriidae
Product: kelch-like protein diablo
Exons: 4
Coding region: 1-2100 (699 amino acids)
Molecular function (GO): protein binding
Source: RefSeq, a predicted model, not a curated record